CUUGCCGCAAUGGGCGCUGCCAGGAUAUUAUCAGCAAAGUGGAAAUGGUCAUUGGGAGCUGGCCUACUUCUGAGCAGGCGCAACAUUGGGACUUGGACAAGCCGGGACCGCAUACCUCCAUCCCCCUCGAAGCGUGAAUCGGAUGUCUCGCCAAAAAAAGACACUCACGAGGAUCGCGCUCCAGCAGAGCAUCUUUCAGCGGAUCAGCUUUCAGCAUGGGAAAAAUUAACGCAGAAACUCGGGGUUACGAAGGACCCCUUCAGUCCUGCGGAGUGGACGGAACAUUUGAAAAGCUACAUUAUACCGACAUGGACGUCGCUACUUCCAGAGAAACUACAAAAUCUCCAACGGGAGCUGUCUAUGGCUCCAGGAUCCCUGGCAGAUGAAAUAUGGAGGGAAGCCCAAGACGCAAGCGUAAAUCCGGAAAUAACCAGGGAAGCCAGAGUUCGAAUUAGUGAGGGACUAUGCCGUCAGGAGCAGUACUUCCAAUGGCGACGCCGUCGAGCGGUCGCGAAGAGGUUGGCGACAUAUCUUGGCCUUAAAGAAGAGGUCCACCCAGACGAUGUACCAGUCAUUGCAAUGUGUGCGUCUGGUGGUGGCUUGCGUGCGCUUGUUGCAGGCACUGGCUCAUACCUUGCUGCUAAGGAAGCCGGACUCUGGGAUUGCACUAUGUACACUGCUGGUGUCAGUGGGUCUUGCUGGUUACAAGCGAUCUAUCACUCUUCACUUGGGAGGCAAGACUUCGACACAAUGAUAAAACACCUCAAAAGCAGACUUGGAGUUCAUAUCGCCUUCCCACCUAAUGCCUUGAAUUUACUAACGACUCCGCCAACGAAUAAGUAUCUACUCAGGAGCUUGGUGGAAAAGUUAAAGGGCGAUAAAGAUGCAGAUUUUGGCCUAGUUGAUAUCUAUGGGCUUUUAUUGGCUUCGAGACUGCUCGUGCCUUCCGAUGGAGACAUUAGCCCUCUAGACCGAGACCUCAAGUUAUCCAACCAGCGAUUGCACGUUGAUCCUGGGGCGCAGCCUUUGCCUAUAUACACUGCUGUUCGCCAUGAGAUACCUGAAGUUUCUGGUUUAAAAGACGAAGAUGAGUUGGACGAGGCGCGCAAACAGGCUAAACGGGAAAGUUGGUUCCAAUGGGUUGAAUUUACACCACAUGAAUUGUUUUGCGAAGAGCUGGGAGCGGGCAUCCCGAUCUGGGCGCUGGGACGGCAGUUUCAAGGUGGCAAAGACAUUCCACCACCGCAUGGGUAUUCAAGUCCUGAGUUGAGGAUUCCCGCUUUAAUGGGAGUCUGGGGAAGCGCGUUCUGUGCGACUUUAGCCCAUUAUUACAAAGAAAUACGUCCAGCACUGGCGGGAAUAUCGGGGUUCAGCGGAAUUGGUUCUCUUAUAGAGGAGAGAAAUGAGGAUCUAUCCCGGGUGCAUCCGAUUGAUCCAGCAACCGUGCCCAAUUUUGUGUUGGGAUUGGAGGGUAAAUUACCCGAGUCUUGCCCAGAGUCCAUUUUUAAAGACUCUCACCUGCGCCUGAUGGAUGCAGGAAUGAGCAAUAACCUACCUAUUUAUCCAUUGCUACGUGCGGGGCGAGACGUCGAUCUCAUCAUUGCAUUUGACGUUUCGGCAGAUAUCAGGGAGGACAACUGGCUCUCUGUGGUCGACGGCUAUGCCCGCCAGCGCGGCAUAAAGGGCUGGCCAAUGGGAGCGGGAUGGCCAAAGAGUGAAGUUCCGCCCGAAGAAACGGCAUCCGUCCUUGAAGUUGCAGAGAAGAGCCAAGAGAACACCGAGCGCCUUCAGCAAGUAGGUGCAGGGACCUCUGAUCGAGUGCCAAAGUUCCCAGCCAGAUUUGAACCUGGCAUGGCUGCCGACCUUACUUAUUGUAAUAUUUGGAUUGGCACUAUGGAGGAAAGGACAUCGGCGAAGGAACCACCUCCAUCUAAGAGAUUGUUAUUCCCAGAUUCAGGGGAGGGUCAGGAUUCUGACUUCCAUCUUAUGAGGCCCGACGCUGGGAUUGCAGUCGCUUAUUUCCCGUUACUCCCGAAUCCUAUGGCUCCUCCUCUUGUUUCCAAACCCAAAAACUCCGAAUCCGGUGGCAAAGACUCAAAGAGGGCCGGAUCGACCAACACCGACUCCGAUACUGGGAAGUCUGGCGACACCGUUCCGCUAGAUCCGGCUAAAGACGACUUUAUGAGCACUUGGAAUUUUGUAUAUACUCCGGAGCAAAUCGAUGCUGUGGUUGCUCUAGCAAAAUCGAAUUUCGCCGAGGGCGAGGACCAAGUGAAGCGAGUAGUCAGAGGGAUAUAUGAGCGGAAGAAGAAGGCGCGGUUAGACAGGCAGAGGGAAGAAGAUCUGCAAGGUCUCAGUCAAUUCUCGUAGCAUCGUGCAUAGCAAGAUUCGUGGUAAUUCAAUACAUUUAGUUUUACACUGAA
Coccidioides immitis RS is the source of this 2423-nucleotide messenger RNA. Its product is annotated as phospholipase A2. Gene Ontology annotation, molecular function: A2-type glycerophospholipase activity. Lineage: Eukaryota; Fungi; Ascomycota; Eurotiomycetes; Onygenales; Onygenaceae. The record is from RefSeq and is a predicted model, not a curated record. The transcript is spliced from 2 exons. The coding region runs from base 10 to 2370 and encodes 786 amino acids. Gene Ontology annotation, biological process: glycerophospholipid catabolic process. Gene Ontology annotation, cellular component: cytosol.